Molecule: messenger RNA, 810 nt
Organism: Malassezia globosa CBS 7966
Lineage: Eukaryota; Fungi; Basidiomycota; Malasseziomycetes; Malasseziales; Malasseziaceae
Exons: 3
Coding region: 1-810 (269 amino acids)
Molecular function (GO): oxidoreductase activity, acting on the aldehyde or oxo group of donors, NAD or NADP as acceptor
Source: RefSeq, a predicted model, not a curated record
AUGGGCCAGAACUGUAUCGGGAUCGAGCGUUUCCUCAUUCCCGAUAGCAUGCAAGACGACCUUGUACAAGCUGUCAAGCCACGGAUCGCCGCUUUGCGCUGUGGCAGCACACUCGACGAUACAUCCAUGGGCCAUGGCGCGAAAGCUCAACAAGGUAAGAAUGGCGAUCAUGUCGAUUGCGGUGCAAUGAUCACAGACGCUCGUUUCGAUGCUCUUGAGGAGCUUAUCGCAGACGCCGUCGCUCAUGGCGCACGCCUUGUUGUCGGAGGCAAGCGCUACAACCACCCAAGAUGGCCGCAUGGCCACUACUUUUCGCCUACCUUGCUGACACAUGUGACGCCGACCAUGCGGAUUGCGCAAGAAGAAGUGUUUGGCCCUGUAUUUUUGGUGAUGCCAUACCGUACAGUGGAUGAUGCUGUGGCUAUCGCGAAUGGCACCCCAUUCGGACUGGGUGCUUCUGUGUUUGGCCGUGACUACAAGGAAUGCCAACAUGUUGCGUCACAACUAACAUGUGGUAUGGUUAAUAUUAACGACUUUGGCAUUUCGUACCUGAAUCAGGGUCUGCCGUUCGGCGGGUGCAAACAUUCCGGCUAUGGCCGCUUUGGCGGGCCAGAGGGUCUGUUGGGCCUCACGGCUCCCAAGGCCAUAACUGAGGACGUGUGGUUCGGCGUCGUGCAGACGUCGAUCCCACCUGUGGUGGACUAUCCCGUUCGAGACACACAACGCAGUUGGACAUUUCUUCACUCACUCGUACGACUGGCCUUUGGAUCACUCGUGCAGCGCAUCCACGCUAUUCGUGGGCUUCUAUAA